AUGUUAACAAAAGCCUACAAACCCAAAAAAAGAAACCAAAAAAAAAAAUACAGAGCAAAACCGAGACCAAAAGUUGACAAUAACCGACCGGAAACUACAUGGAAUUGUCAUCAACUAGAUGAUCAACAGAUUACAAUGGUGUCUUCUUAUAAUACUUUUACUUAUUCCCUGAUAUUAUUGGUUUUUUUAAUAUUAGGUCCUUUCAGUGUUAAUUGUUACGAAAAUAUCCAUUUUAUACCAUUCGAAAGAAAUGAGAACACUGGAGUUAGCUUAACAUUAGCUGGGGAACAUGCUUUAGAAAAUGGUUUUCUACAAAAACGUAAUAAAAAAGAUUUACCAAUAUUUGAUUCAAUUUUUUCACCUGAAGUUUUUGAAAGCGAAAAUAAUCAACAUCCAUUUGAUGAGGAUACUAAUGAAUGUGGUGGCUUAUAUCGAAAUUUUUCAACUUUACUUUUGACACCAAAUUUCGGAAUAAAAAAUUAUGAACCGGGAUUAAAUUGUGAAUACAUAAUUUUUUCACCAUAUCGAUGUCCAAAUGAAUUUCACAUACAAUUUUUAGAUUUCGAAAUAGAAUAUUCUGAAAAUUGUACAAAAGAUUAUUUAGAAAUCGGUAUUGAGCCAAGAAUAUGCGGUCAAAUUGUUGGUAUAAAAAAUUAUAAAACUGAAGAUGGCGUUUUGGUAAUUAAUUUUCAAUCUGAUGGAACAAUUGAAGGUAAAGGAUUUAAAUUAUUAGUAACUCGUCAGCCUUGUAAUGAAGAUUAUACAAUUCGUAAGCUUAGACAAAAUAAUUUUCAAAUUUUAAAUGAUAAUAGAAAUGGUAAAUCGUUAAAUGUAAAAGGUAUUGCAAAUCAUUUGUUACCACCUGAAAAAACGAAAAGCAAUGUAGAAGGAUCUAAUAAUAUUUUAUCAACUUCAGAUAACAAUUAUAAUUUUAAAUUUCAAGAAGAAAAAGCUCAAAAAUAUAUUAAUCAAAAAAAUGUACCAGAAUCAAUUUCAAAUUAUAAUAAUAACAAUAUCGAUUAUUCAAAUCCACAUAUAAAUCCAGUUUCCUCACUUUAUUCUAAUCAUGUUGCACCGUUUCCAAAUAACAAUCCGCUGGUACCACCCAAAAACAAUAGAAAUGAAUAUUUACCACCACCAGCAAAUUAUCCUCAACCACAAAUUGAUAAUAGUAUUGCUAUAGACAAACCUAUUUCAACUGUUAUAUCAGGCACAGACGACGCUAAAAUAAAUUUACCAAAUUAUCCAAGGUGCCAUUCCUAUCCUAAUCAAAUUUAUGAAACUAAACCACAAUUUCCGGCUUUAAAUGAAAUUCCAAAUUCGAUUUUAACACAAAAUCCUGUUGUUUGCUGUCAUUCACCAACUUUACCUAUUGUAACACUGGGAAGUUAUAAUUCCAAAACACCGAAUUUCUUUCAAAUGACAACAAUUCCUUGGUAUCCACCGAUUAACUCAAAUUACCAAACACAAAAUCAAAGAAAUAAUAUUCCUUUGAUUGUUAAUUCUAAUCGUUAUCCAGAAAAUGCAAAUGAACUUCCUCUUAAAACAAUACAAAACCAAAUUGGUACAAUUCGGUCACAGUCACAAAUAUUGGGAAUUAUACCAUCUGGAACACUGCCCCCAUGUUGCGCAAAUAUAUUUACACAGCAACGAUUUUAUCUAUCAUCCCCUGGAUUUCCCUAUAGUUCAAAUUAUUUCACAGACUGCCUUUAUUAUAUAAGAAAAAAUUCUCAAAAUAUUUGCCGUUUGAGAAUAAACCUUAAGUUUUUCGUUCUGGGUAACACUGCAACAUAUAAUUAUUAUAGACAAUUAAAUAAUAUAGCUCCAGAAAUUUGUUUGGAUGAUUUUAUUGAAAUUGAUGGUCAAAGAAUAUGUGGCUGCAAAACCGGAAUUGAAUAUAUAUCAGAAUGGGGAUUAGAGGAUAAAAUUAUUCGAUUAAAGUUAUUUGGUAAAGCCAACAAUAGCCAGAAGAAUGGUUUUAUUUUGGAUAUUUUGCAAGAAGAAUGUUCAAACCGUUUCCGAAAAAAUAUUGUCAACGAUGGUCAACCACAAAUAUUAAGAAGAGACCUUCUUAUCCACUCCUCAGAUAAUAAUAAUUUGAAUUCGAAAAAUACAUCUUCCCACGAAACAGAUAAAUUAGAAAAUCUAAGCAGAACUAACUUUCGCAUUAAGAGACAAAUUUCAUUUGAUAACCCGACAGGUUCCAGUUCACAAUUUUUUGCGUUUCAAAACAAACAAAACCAAUGCUCAUUUACUGCAGCAGAUUUUUUUAAAUUAAUUAUUGAAUUACCUUGGAUAAAUCGACCGCAAUGUAUAGGCGUAGGGCAAGCAAUUGUUCAGGUAUAAUUGACCUAACUCGGAUACUUUAAUUGUAUUCUUCAAGCAUCAGUAUUUUUAAAAUUAGCAAAUAUAAAUUUCUGUACAGUAGUUUAAGAAAAUAUCAUGUUACAAUUUUAAGGAAUAAAAUGUUAUACUUAUGUAUUACACACAUACACUGUAUUACAAACAUUACACACACACAUCCUUACCCAAUGUACAUUUUACAUAUUUAAUUUCUACAAUACAUAUCACCAACAUACAUACAUAUAAAAAGUUAUGUUAAAUUGGAAUUUUACCCAUUUAAUAAGCAGGCAUUGUGAUCUACAAUCUACAUCACAGGCAUCUUUGAAAAAAAC
Molecule: messenger RNA, 2675 nt
Organism: Condylostylus longicornis
Lineage: Eukaryota; Metazoa; Arthropoda; Insecta; Diptera; Dolichopodidae
Exons: 2
Coding region: 1-2346 (781 amino acids)
Molecular function (GO): serine-type endopeptidase activity
Source: RefSeq, a predicted model, not a curated record